Molecule: messenger RNA, 585 nt
Organism: Linum tenue
Lineage: Eukaryota; Viridiplantae; Streptophyta; Magnoliopsida; Malpighiales; Linaceae
Source: the annotation of a GenBank genome assembly
AUGCUCCUUUCUUCUCCUUUCCAUUGCCAUUCUAAUUCUCCCUCCACACUUUCCUCGCCAUUACGCCCCAACCUUCCAACCAAUCCCUUCCGCCGCGGCCCAAUCAUGACCCCGGGGCUCCACGCCGCCGACCUCCGCCGGAUCUUCCACCAGCUCGACCGCAACGGCGACGGCCUCCUCAGCAUCGACGAGCUCGGCUGGCUCCUCGACCGGAUCGGAUCCUCGUCCCUCCAAUUCACCAGCGACGAGCUCGAGUCCUCCGUCGGCAAAUCCACCCUCGAUUUCGACGAGUUCCUCGCCUUCUACCGCUCCAUCGAGGACGGCGGCGGCGGCGGGGAGUCGGGGACUUCCGUGGCGGCGGCGGUGGAGAGGGAUUUGGAGGAGGCGUUCAGAGUGUUCGACUUAAACGGCGACGGAUUCAUAACGAGCGAGGAGCUCCAGAAGGUGCUCUCGAGAUUGGGGCUGUGGGACGAGACCACCGGGAAGGACUGCCGCCGGAUGAUUUCGCCGUACGAUACGAAUCUCGACGGCGUGCUUGACUUUGAUGAGUUCAAGAACAUGAUGCGAGAAACGACGUCGUCCUAA